AUGUUUUCUCACCUUGUCACCGCUGCAAAGGGUCUUUUGACGCGACACGAUCCCGACGACCCGACCAAACAUACCACAACCACCGAUAACGAACCGAAGAUGGUCACAACAAGACGGGGGAACAAGGCUUCAGAAGCUGGAACCAAUGGCACGCCGCCUGCGAAUGGGAAGAUGAAUACUGGGAAAAAGGAUGGUCAGAGUAACAAGCGCCGGAGAAGCGAGACUGAAGUUUCGGAAGAUGCGCAAGGCGAGUCGGAGGUAGAGGGGUCGGAUUCGAAGCAGGAAUAUACAGCUCCCGAGAAGAAAGGUCACAUCAAAUUCGGUAGCGAAGAGCCUGAAUUGCCGGAAGAGAUACCAACCGAACAAGCGCCGGCGGACAACCAAGAAGACGAUGAGAGCAGCGACGAUGAUGCUCCAGAGGCUAUCGAUAACUCUGCGCAAUUGUCAAAGAUUAAGUCGGAGGCCCAGAAACAAGAAAGAAUCAAACAGAGAGAAGAACAAUUGAAAAAACAAAGGCGGAAACAACUGGAUGAGCAACGCAAAACCCAGGCGAAGUUGGCUGCGAAAAAGAAAGAGACAGAGGAUGCACAAUCAGAGAGCUCUGGAACUCUUCAAGGCUCAACAACUCAAGACACACGACGACCCGCUCUUCCCGCUCUGCUUCCUGAUGAAAUCCUCAAUGCCGCACCUGCCACAAGACCACCAACACCUCCGAUUGAUGACUUCGAACCGGCACAGAAAAAACCCAGCAAGCUUAAGUUCCUCGAUAAGAAGGAUAAGCGUCCCAAGGAUGUAAAACUGGGUGACACUUCGAUUCGGGUACUCGACGAGGGUCCUUCUCGGAAGAAGGCGAAAACCGCACUGGCACCGAAGGCUUCGAAGUCUGGUCGCAACGUGAAGGAUUCCUGGCUUAGUAAGAGCCGCAGCACCGCAAGUGUUAACGGUCUAAGAAGAACUGCAGGUGGUUCGUCUGGCUUCGUGCGCAGAUAG
This is a messenger RNA of Aspergillus ruber CBS 135680, 990 nucleotides long. RefSeq lists its product as uncharacterized. The coding region runs from base 1 to 990 and encodes 329 amino acids. Gene Ontology annotation, molecular function: snoRNA binding. Gene Ontology annotation, biological process: rRNA processing. Lineage: Eukaryota; Fungi; Ascomycota; Eurotiomycetes; Eurotiales; Aspergillaceae. The transcript is spliced from 2 exons. The record is from RefSeq and is a predicted model, not a curated record.